AAAAGCAGGACCACUCCUUUCACGGCGCACUGUAAGUCUGGUGACGAUCACUCAACUCCGUAGCCGGACAGGGGUGUGUGCUGCCUGGUGUGAAUGCGAGGAUGGCGACGCUUGUGGAGUCCGCAGAUAUUGAGACUUUAAGCAGCUCGAGCAACGUUAUGGCAUCCCCGAUGUCCGCGAGUCUCUCGCACCGUUUUGUUGACAACAAAUUUUACCUGCUUGUGGUUAUUGGGGAAAUGGUCACGGAGGAUCACUUGAAGUGUGCCAUUGCCGAUAUAGAAAAAGGGAUUCGCUCAUGGGACACCAACCUCAUCGACUGUAACCUAGACCAAGAACUCAAGCUCUUUGUCUCCAGACAUUCGGCCCGUUUCUCUGCAGACGUACGAGGGCAGAGAAUUCUUCACCACAAAAGCAGCGUUCUCGAGACAGUAGUUCUUAUCAACCCUUCAGAUGCAGCUGUCAGCACUGAGGUUUGUCAAAUGAUCUCAGACACAGCCAGACACAAGCUGCUGGUGCUUUCAGGACAAUGCUUUGAAGACACAGGAGAGCUGAUUCUGCAGUCCGGCUCAUUCUCUUUCUUCAACUUCAUAGAUAUAUUCACAGACCCCGAGAUUGGUGAAUUGCUCAUAACUAUUCACCCAGCAAACAAAGCAAGCCUAGCCCUCUACUGCCCUGAGCAAGGCGACUGGAAAAAUUCAAACCUGGACAAACACAACCUACAAGAUUUCAUCAACAUGAAGCUCAACUCACCCUUGAUACUCCCAGAGAUGGAAGGUCUCUCAGAGUUCACAGAAUACCUGUCGGAGUCAGUAGAAAUCCCAUCGCCAUUUGACAUGUUGGAGCCACCAACCUCUGGUGGUUUCCUGAAGCUCUCAAAACCAUGCUGCUACAUCUUCCCUGGCGGCCGCGGCGACUCAGCCCUCUUUGCGGUGAACGGGUUCAACAUGCUUAUCAAUGGGGGCUCUGACCGUAAGUCCUGCUUCUGGAAGCUGGUGAGACACCUAGACCGGGUAGACUCCAUCCUCCUGACCCACAUCGGGGAUGACAACCUGCCUGGCAUCAACAGCAUGCUCCAGAGGAAGAUGGCUGAGCUGGAGGAAGAGCAGUCCCAUGGAUCCCAAGCUACCGGCGACUGGGUGAAGAACCUCAUAUCCCCAGACAUUGGAGUUGUGUUCUUGAACAUUCCUGAGAAUAUAGGGAAGCCUGCUGAACCCAACUUCAGGGUGAGGAGAAACAUUGAAGAGGUGGCACAAACUCUCCAUUACCUGAGCAAGCUGAAUCUGAGACCUGAGCCUCUGCAGAGGCCAGUCGGGAACACAAUCGAACCCAUCAUUCUGUUUCAGAAGAUGGGUGUGGGGAAGCUUGAGAUGUAUGUGCUUAGCCCAUCAAAGACCAGCAAGGACCUGCAGCACUUUAUGAAGCAGUGGACAGGUAGUGAGAAAGACAAAGCCUCUGUUCUUCUGCCCAAUGGAAAAGAAUCAGAGCUCCCAAUCUCUUACAUGACCUCAAUAUCUUCAUUGAUCGUGUGGCACCCAUCAAACCCUUCAGAGAAGAUAGUGCGAGUUCUUUUCCCUGGAAAUGCCACUCAGUAUCACAUUCUUGAAGGUUUGGAAAAACUAAAACACUUGGACUUUUUGAAGCAACCAGUUGUCACUCAGAAAGAGCUAUCUUGUAACUUGGCUCCAGCCUUGAAGCAGGCAAAGUUGAAACAUAAAACUGACAGCAAAGAGAGUCUGAAGUCAGUCUCAAGGCCAUCACCAAGCAAAAGUUUCAAGAAAGAGUCAAAGGAGGAAGCUCCAGAGAAGGCAAAGACAGACUCAGAAUCAGCUCGAGAAAAAUUUGAGAAAAAAGAGAAACCUUUGGUGAAAAAGGAGAAAGCGAAGGCACCGGAAAAAGAAGUGAAGGCUAAAGCAGAGCCGACACAUGAAACUCCAGAAAAGAAGAAGCCUGAAAUUAAACCAAAAGCUCUUAAGGAGAAGAUUAUCAAGAAAGAACCCAGGAAGUCUGUAGAAAAGGAAGUAAAGAAAGAAGUAGCGAAGGAAGAUGAGAAGCUAACAUCUAAAAAGGAGGAAACACCCAAAAAGGAACAGAAGCAAGAAACACCCAAAAAGGAACAGAUGGUAAACAAAGAAGAGGUAAAGAAAGACAUUUUAAAGAAAGACAAAAAUUUCAGGAGAGAUUCCCCAAUGAAGGUAAGGAAGGAAGAGAAAAAGGAGCAAAAGAAAGAAGAUCUAAAGAAAGACAUAAAGAAGCCAUCCAAGGAUGUAAAAAAUGCUUCAUCUGCAUUAGGUGAAGGGAAAAAACUUGCACCAAAACCAAAACCCCUGAAAAAAGAUGACACUACAAAGAAAGACUUUGGAAGCCCUUUUAAUUCCAAGGGGAAACCAAAAGUCACCAAGAAGGACACCAAAGCCACAGAUGCUAAAUCUGCUGCUGGAGGAGCUGCAGCUGUCACAGCAGGAGUGGUAGCUGCCACUUGUGCUGCGGAGGUCCUUGAGACAGAAAGAGCCACAAUGUCUUCUCCAGAGGACCUCACCAAGGACUUUGAGGAGCUCAAAGAAGAGGAGAUCGUUCAGGAGGAAGAGCCGGUGGUGGUCCACAGAGAGGCCCUCCUGCACUCUAAGGAGUCUCCUGAAGCAGAAGAGUCUCUGGAUGAGGGGAUCACAACCACUGAGCAUGAAGGAGAAAGCAGGGAGACCCCAGAGGAACAGGAGCAUAAAGGCAAGUUGAGUGGCAGCGGCGGUGAGAAGUUUGAAGAUGAGGGAACUGGGCUAGAUUAUGAAAAGAAGGGAGAGACAGAAGAGGUCCAUGAGCCAAUGAGAAGGGAAAUGGACAAGCAUAUACAUGCUGAGGAUAGUGAAGACAAGGACUCUGAGGAUGAGAGUGCGGAUGCAGACCAAUAUGUAAGAGAUCAUAACAGAAAUGAAAGUGAAGUACAGAAGCUGGGUCUGUCUGUGACACACCCUCACAUAACAUCUGAGCCUCUCUCUCCGGCUGCAUCUAUUCACGAUGAGACCCUUCCAGCUGGCUCCGACGACGACGAAGUAGCCUCAGAUGAUGAGAACCGAGACGAGGCAUACACUGCUACAUCUGGCCACACCCAGUCAACUAUUGAGAUCUCCAGUGUGCCUACUCCAAUGGAUGAAAUGUCCACUCCAAGGGACAUUAUGAGUGAUGAAACCACUAACGAUGAGACAGAGGAUUCUCCCUCUCAGGACAUGGCCAGGUUUGGAGGAACCACGUUAGGAGACUUUGAGAGGAAGAGGCUGUCUCCGCUACAGGAUGGCCCAGAGUCAGACCAUUCAAAGAGUAAUGCCACUGAAGGCAGGGACUACCACGCUUCUGCGUCCACAAUAUCUCCACCAUCGUCACUGGAAGAGGACAAAGAGGAAGGAUUCAAGUCAGACAAAUUUGGUCUUGAUUCGGCAAGACUCAGCUCUGCACUCUCCACUACUUCUCCUCUCAUACGCUCCCCUUCAGCUCCCAAAGGAACCUUUGACUCAUACCCCUCUGGAUUCGCUGUACCAAUUGAGCUGUGCACAACACUUUCAGGAUCAUCAAAGGCAGCAGCAGGGUCUUCCACCAGCCCCGAUGACAAGACAUUGGAAGGAACCACCUCACCUCAUUCCUCUGGUCACACACCUUACUUUCAGUCUCCUGUGGAUGAGAAGUAUGGCUCUAUACCACCUGCAAAUGACCAUGGUCCUGUAAUCGUAGAAGUUACGGGUGACAAAGAGGAUUCCAUCAGGGUCAGCCCCAUGGAUGACCCAAUUCCAGACCACACCUCACCUGUAGAGAAGGUGCUCUCCCCAAUGAAGAGCCCACCACUAGUAAGAGGAAAGACACACUUUGAUUUAGAUCAAAUGUUAACAAUACACUUGAGUCAAGAUGAGAAGAAAAAUGGAGCUAGAGACAGUAACUCAGUCUCAUCCACAAACCCCUUCGCAGGUUUCAAAGAGGAGAGUAAAAUGUCGAUCUCAGAGGGAACCACGUCUGAUAAAUCGGGCAGCCCUGUUGAUGAGGCUGUAGCAGAGGACACUUUUUCACACGUCGCCUCGGCUUCCACCACCUCACUGGCCACCAGCUCAUUCCCAGAGCCUACGACAGAUGACGUUUCCCCUGCUCUCCACGCUGAAGCCGGCUCCCCUCAAUCAACAGAGGUGGAGGACUCCUUGUCUGUCUCUGUGGUUCAGACUCCAACCCCCUUCCAGGAGGCAGAGAUCUCUCCCAAGGGGGACAGCCCCAGGCCCAUGUCAAUCUCUCCAGACAUCUCACCAAAGACGGCCAAAUCAAAGACACCAGUACAGGAGCCCAAAUCCCCGGAACAUUCAACCAUGUCACUUGGUCAGGAGUCCCCUGACCACUCAUUAGCCCUGGACUUCAACAAACAGUCUCCAGAGCACACCUGUGCAGGCAGCUUGCGCGCCAUGGAGAAUGGGCCGACAGAGGUGGACUACAGCCCGUCAGAGGACAAUGAUUUGAGACCCGCUGAGCAGUGCCCACCCACUAUGGACAAGCCUAUGCUCUUCAAAGAGAAUGACUCAAGUCACGCCACCUCUGUGUCCCCUUCGGAUGCAUCCCAAUCCACCCCCUCGACCACUACACCUUGUCAGAUGAGGGAAAUGUCACCUGUCUUAGCCCAGCAGAUGGACAAAUCCCCUGCCACCCCCUCUUCAUCCUCCUAUGCUUGCUUCACACAGAAAACAGACAUGUCUCUGGGAGCAGAAACUAAUCCCUUCAAAUGUGAAGAUUCCAAAUCCCCUGUCAGUCCCAAGGUUCCCUCCCCAUCCUACCUUCCACUCUCCUCAAACCUCUCUGACUAUCAGAAGUUUGCAGGUGGCUCCAAGGAUCCAGACUCCUCCAAGAAGAGCCCUUCUUCUGGUUCCAGAACAGAUGUUGACCUAUGCUUGGUGACUUCCUGUGAAUACCGACACCCUAAGACAGAGCUGUCCCCCUCCUUCAUAAACCCCAGUCCCCUGGAGUACUUCAUGAAUGAGGAGAACCCUCUGGAGGAAGAGAAGCCCCUGGCUAAGUCAGAUGGAGGUCCUCCACCCCCCAGCAGUAAACUACACGCUAAGCAAUGUGAAGAGACUCCACCAACCUCCAUCAGUGAAUCUGCCCCGUCCCAGACAGAUUCGGAUGUUCCCCCUGGGACUGAGGAGUGCCCUUCAAUUACCGCAGAUGCAAACAUAGACUCUGAGGAUGAUUCUGAGACACUUCCCACUGACAGAACCCUAACGUACAGACACGCAGAUCCUCCUCCCGUGGCCCCCAGGGACUCUGCUCCGUCUCCAGCCCACCCAGAUGUCACCAUGGUGGAUCCGGAGGCUGACAAGCCACCCCCUGACGACAACAACCAGACCAAGGACAAGGACUCAAAGGCAGAGGGAGCUGAGAAAGCUAAGAAGAAGAAGCUCACCAAGACUAAGUCCUCCUCUCCGGCCAGAAAGACUGGGCUCUCAAAAGUAAAAGAUUCAAAAGUAAUAGCCUCUCCCAAAAAGAGUGCAGGAGAAGGGAAAGAUGCCAAAAAUGCCACCAAUACCUCUGCGUCAAGGGGUGUGAAAAGUGCCACAUCAGGUUCAGGUAGUGGAAAGGCGGCAGCGGCAAUGCCCGUACCCAACUGCCCUCCCACAUACAUGGACCUGGUUUACAUCCCAAACCACUGCAGCGCCAAGAAUGUGGAUGCAGAGUUCUUCAAAUGGGUCAGGUCCUCCUACUAUGUAGUCAGUGGCAAUGACCAGACGGCCCGGGAGCCCAGCAAAGCAGUCCUGGACUCACUGCUGGAGGGCAAAGCCACGUGGGGAAACAACAUGCAGGUGACCCUGAUCCCGACCCAUGACUCAGAGGUGAUGAGGGAGUGGUACCAGGAGACUCAUGAGAAGCAGCAGGACCUGAACAUAAUGGUGCUGGCCUCCAGCUCCACCGUGGUCAUGCAGGAUGAGUCCUUCCCCGCCUGCAAGAUAGAGCUGUGAACCUGAUCCCGAGCCUCGUUCCGUUCCAUAUUAUGCGUCUCUUCUUCCCUUCAUUUCUCCCUUCACUGGAGUGUGCACUCCAUUGACAUUCCAAGAGGCACUUUCAGAGUGAGGGGACUGAUGGAGGGAAGGGGUCGUAGUAAUUUGGAUUGGAACAACCCUCUGGACUCUCCUGAUCAAAGGAUCUGGUAACCGAGAGAUCUAGUGAUCAAGUGGAUCAUGUUGUUAGUGGUAUCUUUGAGUUGGGGUGAGGGAUGACAUAGACAUAGAGUAUAAACCAUGUAAACACGUCAUUUAAACAAAGGCUCUUUGACAACAUUAAUGAACAAUGCAUAGCUGACAUUACAAUUAUGUUUGAGUUUGAAAUGACAAUCGCAAAUGUAAUUGUCCACAAUACUCAAACAAACUAUCUCACACAAGUUAACAUCAGCUUUGUGGAACACUUUCAAUAAGGAAUGAUGUUAUAAUAAUAUCCGGUAUGCAUGAAAUAUAAGACCUAAACCAGUGUGGAGAACAUGAAGAGAAGGUCCCAUCAUAUAUAUUGGUGCACUUGACGUAGAUUUAUUUAUUCAAAAAACUCUCUUUCCCAUGAGCACCAAUUAUAUAUGUAUCAAGUAACAUAUAGAUAGAAGAAUCCAUGAGAAUACACUUGUUCAUACUGGGGGAAAAUAGAUCUGACAAUAAUAAAAAAUAGAUAUGAUGAAAUUAAUUUAUCCUCAAGGUUGGGACUACCAAUUUAAAAGUCAAAAUUCUUCUGGUACAUGCUGACAACUUAGAUAUUGGGUGUGAUAGUUUAAUAGGUCAUCAAGCAGUCUCAAUCCACUGAUUACAUCUCUGUCCAUAAAAAGAACUAAUAUAUAAGAUUGAUUUAACCCAGCUGCGUACACCAAAGGAUCGAGGAGAACUCAUUUAAGUUAUUGCCUUAGGAAGUGAAUUGAAUGUAAAAGAUUGAUGCACUGAGGACAAAUAGAAGGCAGCGUAAACUUAAAAUACAAUAAAACGAGUUUGUCCCCAACUAUCAGAGAUCUGUCUCUAUCUGUAUAGAGCUAGUUUCGUUUGACACUGCAGUGACGGAGUAUGAAGAAAUACAUAGACCAAGUUCAAGUUCAACUGCACUGAGGGGCCUGUGGAUCAUGUUAACUGUCUUAUUCCAUUGUAUCCAUUCUGUUUGCCCAUUAGUUAAUAAUGGGCGCCAUGAUUUUAAACAUUUUAUCUCAGUGUUUUUAAAAGUUGUUAUUUAUUGAUUUUAAACGUAUACAAUUCAGUAUAAAAAUAAUGACCUUCUCGCGGGAGAAUUGUUUAAUGCAAGGUCAAACGUGCAUUACAAAUAAGUAGAACUUGUUGGCCAAAUGUCAAAUAUGUUUGUUGACCAAUUGAAUUUGAAAAACACUGUUUCAAAAUGAUAUCUGUAACGUUCAGAAAGAUUCAGAAAUGGUCUGCUAACGUUUGUGUUGCACUGAUUUCAAUAGAACUCUAUGUACUGUACUCUCCUGCUCAGUCCGUCCUGCAGCCUUUUGUGUCAACCACAAAUGGAGCCCUAGCGACUGCUUGAAUGUGCCACAAUAUGUUCCGGCUUGUGAAGCUUUCCUAAGCUUAGAAUUUUUUUUUUUUUUUUUUUUUAACACUGUACUAUAAUUAUAUAUAGCUUUGUGGCAGGGUGACUGGCCAAAAGAAAUGUGCAUGAGUAAUGUAAAAUAUACCAAGUAUUUUUUGUCUUUUUAAGGAUGGGGAAAAUCUGCCCUUAACUGCCAAAAGAACAAUGCAAGGCUGUGCUGAUUAAUAUAAGACAUAAACCACUGGGGACAGACGUCGGUUCAACGUCUUUUGAUUUACAUUUGGAUUAGUCGUCAAACUAUUGUGAAUUCAACAUGAAAUCAAAAAAAAAGUGUUGACAUGAUUAGAUUUAGAUUCAAAGUUGGGUGUAAAAAAUAGUCAAUUCACUUAUGUUGACUACUUUUUGCAAAUCCAAUCAGGUUUUCACAUUGAUUCAACGUCAUCACGUUGAAUUACAUUUUUGAAAUGUUGUGGAAACAAUGUUGAUUCAACCAGUUUUUGCCCAGUGGGAGGUACAUUAAUAGUUGGUUGUCUUUGAGGUGUUGCCUGCUACGCCAUUAUGGCAUGGAGUGAAAAGUGAAACGAGCGGCCCCAUCCUCUGACUAUUUUGGCCGUUUUAAGGUCUUUAAAUCUGCUCCAUCAUAGUCCAUGGCCCUGUAGCUACUCAAAGAGGACGUAUAGAACAUCGGGCAACCACAGGUCUGUAGAAAAAAGUGGUCAGAUGCCUUGUGAUGGAAUAUGGCAGUACCUCUGCCAAAAUCGCUUUGAGUCAGGUAAAGCGCUGUAUAGAUGCUCCUUGAGAAGAGUAGAACACGGGGGAGAGUGACUGUUUUGGGUGUGAGUUCCAGGUGUGAAAGACAAAAAAACUUUAAAAGCCAGGACAAAUAAUAAGAAAUGUAGCGCGAAGCCAUGAACAGAACAAUAGAAAACUCCAAGCGCACACGUCAACCACAAAUGACAGUGCCUAUUUGGAUGCCAUGAACAUACAACCAUCCUUUACUCAGAACAAACGGUCACUGUUAGGUGAAAACUCACAACGUAGACAAAUUAGUACAGUCAACCAACCAGAGGCAGGGACUUAGUCACUGUCUCCAUGGAAACACAAUUAUCCAGUUGUCCUGUACAGCUCUGCAACAGGAACCUUUAACCAGAAACAUAACCAUUCUGCCGUUCAACUACAAACUAUAGUGACCGACCGACCACGCACACCACUCUUUCUUGACCUUUCCUCACACUACUGCUUUAUUGUAUUCCUUGCUUUCUAUAAUCCCUGUAAUCUCUCUAUCUUUCUCUCUUGUGGAUGAUUGUUAAUACUGUCUGCAGCCUUGUGAUAUAAAAUUGUCUCGUGAUCUCUGCAUCUUCCCUCUCGUUUUCCAAACUCACACACCUAAUGUAGCGGUUAGUUUCAAGUGAAAGUAUUACUUAGUGCUUUUCUGAUAUUUGCGUGCAGUAUCUCCUCUCCCCUCCUAUAGGACAUUUGAUGUAAAGGGCACAACUAUUAAAAAGGAAACCUACAAAAAGAACCGCAAUAAACUCAUGUUGUGGAGAAUCAUGAA
Molecule: messenger RNA, 9082 nt
Organism: Oncorhynchus gorbuscha (pink salmon)
Lineage: Eukaryota; Metazoa; Chordata; Actinopteri; Salmoniformes; Salmonidae
Product: microtubule-associated protein 1B-like
Exons: 7
Coding region: 102-5972 (1956 amino acids)
Biological process (GO): regulation of microtubule depolymerization; axonogenesis; dendrite development
Cellular component (GO): microtubule associated complex; synapse; cytosol
Molecular function (GO): actin binding; microtubule binding
Source: RefSeq, a predicted model, not a curated record